Molecule: messenger RNA, 2611 nt
Organism: Galleria mellonella (greater wax moth)
Lineage: Eukaryota; Metazoa; Arthropoda; Insecta; Lepidoptera; Pyralidae
Product: rho GTPase-activating protein gacY
Exons: 5
Coding region: 294-1766 (490 amino acids)
Source: RefSeq, a predicted model, not a curated record
AGUGGCAGACGUGGCAGUGGAUGGUGGUGGCGGUGGCGCGUGAGGGAGCUAGCGAUAUGUUCGAUGGCUGAAUCGACUAGUUUGCCUCAACUCGCGACGCCGAACACCACGACGCUGCGUAUCUUUCGGCCUCAUAUACUCGCGCAAAACAAACACCGCAAUUAUCGUUGAUAAAAUGAUACAACGUGUUAUCUACAACGAUAUCUAACUAACCAAAGUGAUAACUGAUAAGCUGCGGAGUGCUUGACUGUGUAUUAUGUAAAAAUCUGUAGUGAUCCUCAGGAGACGCAAUUAUGGCUACCACUGCAGGUCCUCGCAAGACGAUUUCUAUUUACAACUACCCUGACCAUUUGAACCCCUUUCGGGAAGAGGACAACCACAACAAGAUCAGAUUUUGGACUAUUAACAGCAAACUCAAACGUUCUAAUAGCAUCAGUUUCUCUGGACUUAAGGACUUCAGAAACUCAUGGAGUUUGCGUUCGUUUAUGAAGAAGGGGAAGAAAGGACAGGCGCAAGAAAAAGAAAAACCCAACAGUCCAACAGUCAACGGUGACAAUAGCGUGGUUGAAUAUAGAAAUACAUUGCAACAUACAUCACAUUCAAUGGCAGCGAACCCGGCUCGUAACACUGUGGCGUCGCCAGAAAGACGAUUGACCGCUGAUAGAUACGUAUAUGGUGGCUCUGUGACGCCUCUACCUCGCUCACGGUUUCAGGAACGCCUGCGCAGCCCUAGCAACUACGAAGUCAACUCAACUAGUGCUACACCUCGCAUGGCUCGCAGUGAACUGUCAGGCUCACGAAUGAGCGUGGGGAGUACAAACCCGUUCGAUGAAGAUGAACCAAUUCCUCCCGUGAAAGCCCCACGUCGUAAAAAACGCGCUGCGCCCUUGCCUCCCGUGACCACAACCACUGCUGAUAUUUCGGUUAACAGCGAAACUUCAGAAACUAGUAUUGCUAAUGAAUCACAAAAAAUUAAUGGUGACGAUGACUUAGAAGACAUAAACUGCAAUAUUGAAUUAAAAAUUGUUGAAGACGAAGACAUAAAAAAGAAAGAAGAAUCUACUGUAACUGAUCACAUCGAAGAAGAAUUCAACAGAGAACCCCCUAUAGAUACUCGCGUAAGCACUCAAGACUUACAAGAAAAUUUUGAUAUAAUAGAAAAUGAAAAGGAAGACUCACAGCUAAAUAAUGAAAACACAGUAAAAACUGCAGAUUCAGAUGAUGAUAUCCUUAAAAACGUGGCAUUUUCCAAAGUAGAUAUUGUAAAAUACAGACGAAAUUCAAGCGUUAAUGACGACGACAUUAAACUAAGACGAGGAAAUUUGGAAGAUUUUCAUACACUCUCAAACAAAAGAAGUAAAAGUCUUACAAAUACUUUGGAUGGUAGUUACGUACAAUGCGAUAUAAAUUUAAACGAAGAUAAAAUAAACACAGAUGCUAAUGGUAACGAAGAGCCGCAAAAAGUAGUGUGCAAAUUGUAUGAAAACACUUCGAGAAAACAAAGUAUUGACGAACUUUCGAACACAGAAAAAGAAUUUAUAGAAAUCGAUAAAGCCACUAGAGAGCUUGAAAGAGAAAUAAGUAAGCUAAAUACAGCGCUUGCAGAGGAUGUAGAAUUUACUAUUCAAAGGCGUUCUGUAUCAGAUAUAAAACGAAUAUUUGAUAAGAACGACAUUUCAUCUCCAAAUCCGAUACCAAAACCGAGAAGAAGUCAUCACGGGGACAUAACUUUGUCGAUAACCGAAAAUGGCGACAUUCAAACUUAAAACUACGAUUACUGUAGUAUUUAUAACAUAUUUUUUUGUACCGAAGACACUACAGGAAACAAAAAGAAAAAUUUCCUAGACAAAGAAAAUUGAAGUCUGUAAAUAUUUUAAAAAUUUUGAGUAAAGUACUUUCCUAUUAAUUCGAUCUCAUGGCUUUCGAAAUUCAUUUAAGAAAUAAGACACGAGCCUUUUGGAACCAUCAGUCUGCCAUAUGUAGCAUUAAUAGGUUAAGAUAUCAUUGUGAUAACUAAGCAUUAUGUACAUUAUUUUUUUAUAAAAAUAAUUUAUUAAAUACUAUUAAUAACGCUACUAUAUAAAUAUAAUUAUGUGGGAAUGUUAGCAAUCAUUUGUAUUAAUGUUACUGAUAUGUGAUAUGACUAACCAAAGUACACUUGAACAAAAAUUUUGCAGCGCAUAAGCUGUAUAAGUGUAUAGAUCAGCAGGAAUUUAGUGUAAUAUUAUAUACAUUUUGAAUUGCACUUUAUUCAUACACAUGAUUCAUGCGUAAUACCAAAACUAAUAAUACCUAUUUUGAUGCAUUGAUAAAGCAAAUGCUCGACAAGGUAGCGUAAGAUUUAUUUAUUCAAAAUGUACAUAAUGAAUAUUAUUAUAAGGAUAAAAUAUACAUAAAUAGCUAUAAUUCAGACACUAAUAGACUAGUGAUGGUGUGUAUGAAAAUAUAUCCACAUAUAAUUUAAUUAAGUUAAUUUAGCUGUGCAAUAAUAAAUUAUGUACAAGAUUUAUUACUAUUUAAAUAUAAGUAUGUAAUUGUUUUCAUGUUGGGAUUAUAUUACUGUUCCUCAUUUCAGUCACUGUUAUUUAAUAAAUUCUAGUACUGGUAAGAA